Molecule: messenger RNA, 5207 nt
Organism: Protopterus annectens (West African lungfish)
Lineage: Eukaryota; Metazoa; Chordata; Ceratodontiformes; Protopteridae
Product: chromodomain-helicase-DNA-binding protein 4-like
Exons: 34
Coding region: 177-4898 (1573 amino acids)
Biological process (GO): negative regulation of transcription by RNA polymerase II; chromatin remodeling
Cellular component (GO): NuRD complex; nucleus; chromatin
Molecular function (GO): DNA binding; ATP-dependent chromatin remodeler activity; ATP hydrolysis activity
Source: RefSeq, a predicted model, not a curated record
GGCUACCCCCUCUCUCCCUUCCCCCUCCCGCCGGGUUGUGGGUGCUACUGGAGAGAGAUUGAGAGUUUCCCUCUUUGUGUGAGCCGGGCCGGAGCGGUGGCAGCAGGAGGAAGGAGGAACAGCAGCGACAGCAUCAGCAACCAGUACCUGUGGCCUAGUAACACCAGUCUAUCAGGAUGUCUGGGUCUGGAAGUGAAGAUGAGAUGCUGUUGGAUGGGUUUGCAGAUGAGGAGGAUCCAUCUAUAUUGCUGCAGCAAGAUGAUGAUGAGUUGGAAGAAGAAUUAUCAGAAGUUGAGAUUCCAAAACUGAGGAAGAGGAAAAAGCCAAAAAAGCCCAAAGAAGUUAAAAUACAAAAAUCCAAACGGUUAAAAAGAGAGGAGUUGGAUGACAGCUCAUUGGAAGCUAAUGACUGUUUUGGAGAGGAAGAAGAAGAGCAAUCUUUCAGCGAAGGUAGUGAUUAUACACCUGGAAAGAAAAAGAAGAAAAAAGCUAUACAGAAAAAGGAGAAAAAGAGUAAACAGAAGCAUAAAGAGCAGGAGGAAGAGGAAGAUGAGGAAGAUGACUCAAAGGUAAGCAGCAUGACAAGUUGUGGUUUAGGAAGGCCUUGGCUGUACAGCUCUAUUCCUGAUGUGUUGCGAGACUCUGUAAUAGUGCACCAGAAUUUGGAGGGGGGGUUCAGACACCACAGUGCACAGUCAUGUCUGCUUGCUGCCUGUCAUCCUAACUGCAUAGUUAAUCAGAUUAUGGAGAAUGUUUAUAUCGUACAAGAUCACCCAUUACCAGCAGUUCGAGAGAGGCUAGAAAACCAGCUGGAACUGCACUGCCAAGUUAUGUUUAGGAACUACCAACGGAAGAAUGACAUGGACGAACCACCUUCUGGGGAUUUUGGCUUUGACAGUGAGGAGAAAAGCAGCAAGAGGAAGCUGCAUGACCCCAAGUAUGCAGAACUGGAUGAGAAGUACUAUCGCUUUGGCAUCAAGCCUGAGUGGAUGAUGAUACAUCGCAUCUUAAAUCACAGCAUUGAUAAAAAAGGAAGUGUUCACUACUUGAUAAAAUGGAGAGAAUUAUCUUAUGACCAAGCAUCAUGGGAAGCAGAUGACAUGGACUUUCAGGAUUAUGAGAAUUACAAGCAGACCUACUGGAACCACAGGGAGUUGAUGAUGGGGGAGGAAGGCCGACCACCAAGAAGAUUUAAAGUGAAGAUGAAGAAGAUUGAUCGGCCCCCAGAAAAUCCAACUGUAGAUCCGACAGUUAAAUAUGAGAAGCAGCCAGACUACCUGGAUGCCACAGGAGGUACUCUUCAUCCUUAUCAGCUAGAAGGAUUGAACUGGCUUCGUUUCUCUUGGGCUCAGGGAACAGAUACCAUCUUGGCAGAUGAGAUGGGUCUGGGAAAAACUGUUCAGACUGCAGUCUUUCUUUACUCGCUUUACAAAGAGGGCCACUCAAAGGGUCCAUUUCUUGUCAGUGCUCCUCUCUCCACGAUUAUCAACUGGGAGCGAGAAUUUGAGAUGUGGGCACCAGAUUUGUAUGUGGUCACUUAUGUUGGUGACAAAGACAGUAGAGCGGUGAUCAGGGAGAAUGAGUUCUCAUUUGAAGACAAUGCCAUCCGUGGGGGGAAGAAGGCUUCCAGGAUGAAGAAAGAAGCCCAGGUGAAGUUUCAUGUGCUGCUUACAUCGUAUGAGCUAAUAACUAUUGAUAUGGCUGUCCUUGGCUCAAUUGACUGGGCCUGCCUUGUGGUGGAUGAGGCCCAUCGACUCAAAAACAACCAGUCUAAGUUUUUCAGGGUGCUAAAUGGCUAUUCAUUACAACACAAGUUACUGCUAACUGGGACCCCUCUACAAAACAAUCUGGAAGAGCUGUUCCACCUUCUGAACUUCCUUACACCAGAGAGAUUCAACAAUCUGGAAGGUUUUUUGGAGGAGUUUGCCGAUAUUGCCAAAGAGGACCAGAUAAAGAAACUUCAUGACAUGCUGGGACCACACAUGCUGAGACGGCUGAAAGCAGACGUGUUUAAAAACAUGCCUUCUAAGACUGAACUGAUUGUCCGAGUUGAGCUUAGCCCUAUGCAGAAGAAAUAUUACAAGUACAUCUUGACUCGAAAUUUUGAAGCUUUGAACACCAGAGGAGGAGGGAACCAAGUCUCCUUACUUAAUGUUGUCAUGGACCUAAAGAAGUGCUGUAACCAUCCUUAUCUCUUCCCAGUUGCUGCUAUGGAAGCUCCUAAGAUGCCAAAUGGAAUGUAUGAUGGAAAUGCUUUGAUAAAGUCCUCAGGCAAACUCCUCCUUUUGCAGAAAAUGCUUCGCAAAUUGAAGGAUGGUGGACAUCGGGUUCUCAUAUUUUCCCAGAUGACUAAGGUAUUGGACCUCUUGGAGGAUUUCUUAGAACAUGAAGGUUACAAAUAUGAGCGCAUUGAUGGAGGCAUAACUGGGACUCUGAGGCAGGAAGCUAUUGACCGCUUCAAUGCUCCUGGUGCACAGCAGUUCUGCUUCUUGCUCUCUACUCGUGCUGGAGGUCUUGGAAUCAAUUUGGCUACAGCAGACACUGUCAUAAUUUAUGAUUCAGACUGGAAUCCCCACAAUGAUAUCCAGGCCUUUAGCAGAGCCCAUCGUAUUGGCCAAAAUAAAAAAGUGAUGAUAUAUCGCUAUGUGACACGGGCAUCUGUAGAGGAAAGAAUUACUCAGGUUGCAAAGAAAAAAAUGAUGCUGACUCAUCUGGUAGUUCGUCCUGGACUGGGGUCAAAGACCGGUUCCAUGUCCAAGCAGGAGCUGGAUGACAUUCUUAAGUUUGGGACAGAAGAGCUGUUCAAGGAUGAAGGCACUGAAGGUGAGAACAAGGAAGAUGACAGCAGUGUGAUUCACUAUGAUGAUAAGGCCAUAGAGCGCUUACUUGACCGGAGCCAGGAUGAGCCAACGGAGGACACAGAGUUACAGGGAAUGAACGAGUACCUCAGCUCUUUCAAGGUUGCGCAGUAUGUGGUGAGAGAGGAGGACAUGGUGGAUGAAGAUGAAGUAGAGAGAGAGAUUAUAAAGCAGGAAGAGAAUGUCGAUCCAGAUUAUUGGGAGAAACUACUGCGGCAUCACUAUGAGCAGCAACAGGAGGACUUGGCACGAAAUCUUGGCAAGGGCAAGAGGAUCAGAAAGCAGGUCAACUACAAUGAUGGCUCUCAAGAAGACCGAGAAUGGCAAGAUGACCAAUCUGAUAACCAGUCUGAUUACUCAGUGGCCUCCGAGGAAGGGGAUGAGGACUUUGACGAGAGAACAGAAGCCACUCGUAGGCCAAGUCGAAAGGGACUGCGCACAGAAAAGGACAAACCAUUGCCACCUCUUCUUGCCAGAGUGGGUGGUAAUAUUGAGGUUCUUGGUUUCAAUGCACGUCAACGAAAAGCUUUCCUGAAUGCUAUCAUGCGGUAUGGAAUGCCCCCUCAGGAUGCAUUUACUACACAGUGGUUGGUCCGAGAUCUAAGAGGCAAAUCUGAGAAGGAAUUUAAAGCCUAUGUGUCCCUUUUCAUGCGUCACCUGUGUGAACCUGGAGCAGACGGCUCAGAGACUUUUGCCGAUGGUGUUCCACGUGAAGGUUUGUCUCGGCAGCAUGUCUUGACAAGAAUUGGAGUCAUGUCUUUGAUCCGAAAAAAGGUGCAGGAGUUUGAACAUGUUAAUGGGCAAUGGAGCAUGCCAGAGUUGCAAGAAGCUGAAGAAAACAAGAAACCAGCACUGCCACCAGACUCCCCUGCACCAAAAACUCCAAGUUCUUCAACACAGGGUGAUACACAACCUAACACACCAGCACCUGUUACUGCAGAAGAUGCUGUAAAAUCUGAAGAUCAGAUAAAGCCUGAACCUGUUAAGGAAACUGAAACAGAAAAAAUGGAGACCAAACAGGAAGAACAUCAGACUUCAGGAGUCGCUGAUGAGGCAAAGACAACAACAUCAGCAGAAGAGAAACCAGCACCAGUAACAAAGGCAGAAGAUGAGAAAAAUGCAGCUCCAACCCCAUCUCAGAAGGAGAAGGGAGAAGAACCAAUGGAGGCCGAUGUUAAAGCUGCUGAAGGUACACCCCAGGAACAGAAACCUGCUGAAAAGACUGAAAAUCCAACUGUCAUCACAAUAGAUGACAAAGAUGACAAGAAGGACGACGACAAAAAGGAUGAAAAGGCAGACGUGAAAUUACAAAACGGUGAGACAGCACCACCAUCCAAAGAACUGUCUGUCGAGGAGAAAGCAAAGAAAAUAAUCAAGCAACGUUUCAUGUUCAACAUUGCUGAUGGAGGCUUUACAGAGCUGCACUCCUUAUGGCAGAAUGAAGAACGAGCUGCGACAGUAACAAAGAAGACGUACGAGAUCUGGCACAGGCGCCAUGACUACUGGUUAUUAGCAGGCAUUAUCCAUCAUGGAUACGCUCGUUGGCAGGAUAUACAGAAUGACUCACGAUACGCCAUCUUGAAUGAGCCCUUCAAGGGAGAGAUGAAUAGAGGAAAUUUCUUGGAAAUCAAAAAUAAGUUUCUUGCUCGACGUUUUAAGCUUCUGGAGCAAGCAUUGGUAAUUGAAGAACAGCUUCGCCGUGCAGCCUAUUUGAAUAUGUCUGAGGACCCUUCACAUCCUUCUAUGGCACUUAACACACGCUUUGCUGAGGUAGAAUGCUUAGCAGAGUCUCAUCAGCACCUUUCAAAGGAGUCUAUGGCUGGGAAUAAACCAGCUAACGCAGUGUUACAUAAAGUUCUGAAACAGUUGGAGGAGCUGCUCAGUGACAUGAAGGCAGAUGUAACCCGCCUUCCAGCAACUAUUGCUAGGAUACCACCUGUGGCAGUUCGCUUACAGAUGUCCGAGAGGAACAUAUUGAGUCGCCUAGCAAACCGCAGUAAUGAACCUCCACCUCCUCAGGUUGUUGCACAGCAGCAGUGAGCUUUCACCCACCCUUUCUACCUAGCAAGCUAAACUGCCUGUCAGUCCGCUCACAGUGUGGAGUUGAGAACAUAAUUUCGAUACAUUCCGGACUGGUUAUAUCCACCUUAAUUCCCUUUUGUGAAGUGGACACAACAGGGACUGGCCUUUUUUUCUAACUUGGCCCCACCUUGCCACAGAAGACUGUAGCUAAAGUUAUUUAAAAGACUGGGAGCCUAAAUUAAUACGUGAACUUUUAAUAUCACUUACAGCAAAGGACUUGAAUACUGUAUAUAUUAGAACCUUUAAAAUAAAGAUUUUUCUAAUUGA